AUCAUACAGUUUCCAGCCUUUGCGUGUAAAGAGUAUAAAGAAACAUAGAAACCAUGAAGUUCCUUAUUGCUUUCGGCGUAGCUCUAGCAGCUGUAGUAGCGCAGGAAGAAAAUCUAGAACCUCAAUAUGUAUAUGUAGACGCCUAUCCAGAAUGGUAUGUCCAGCCUGCAGUAGAACACCAAGAGAGAUACCGUCGUGACGUCACCUACAGCAAACCAGUCGGCGGUGGAAAAGUCUUCGGGACUCUUGGACAAAAUGACAAUGGAUUGUUUGGCAAAGCCGGCUAUAAUCGCAACAUUUUCGAUGACCAUCGCGGCAAGCUAGACGGGUCGGCCUACGGCACCCGUGUACUUGGCCCCAAUGGCGCAUCCAGCCACGUUGGAGGCUCCUUGAACUGGAAGAACUCCAAUGCUGCAGCGAAUUUGGAUAUUAGCAAGCAGAUUCAUGGGCCGUCUUCUAUUAACGCGGGUGCAGGCGGUCGUUGGCCGGUCGGUAAGAAUGGAGACUUUUCUGCUCAAGGCUUCUAUGGCAAGACUUCGGGCUUUCCUUCUGAUUACGGCGUGAGAGGCGUUUACAACUACCGUUGGUAAAAAGAUGGUGACGUUUGGUGGGCCGUAAAUGAAAUAAAAAUGUGUGUAAAAAAUCCUACAGAAAUAUUCCUAAAAAUAUUAAAUUUACAACAUUGUUAAGGAACAGUUUUUCGUAUUUGGCCGUUUCUAUUUUCAAGUUAUUGCAACUGCCACUUUUUUCUGCAAAUUUCAACGCUAUGUAAACUAAAUAAUUUGGGCAUAUGAUAUAUCUUCAGGUGUGGCCUACUGAGUAUGCAUAUGAGUAUGUACAAAUCUGUUAACACGUAGUGUACCUGCAAGUAUACAGGUUUAUACAUGUAAUAAGUAUUCUUUUCUGGUUGUAUUUUAACUUGCAACUUUGUGUAAAAUAUUAGGAUAGGUAUUAUUAUAAUAA
This is a messenger RNA of Hyposmocoma kahamanoa, 963 nucleotides long. Its product is annotated as gloverin-like. The transcript is spliced from 5 exons. The record is from RefSeq and is a predicted model, not a curated record. The coding region runs from base 54 to 590 and encodes 178 amino acids. NCBI's taxonomy places the organism in Eukaryota, Metazoa, Arthropoda, Insecta, Lepidoptera, Cosmopterigidae.